Molecule: messenger RNA, 1428 nt
Organism: Didymodactylos carnosus
Lineage: Eukaryota; Metazoa; Rotifera; Eurotatoria; Philodinida; Philodinidae
Source: the annotation of a GenBank genome assembly
AUGGCUGAAUCUUCUCGUGGUGCUGGAGGUAGUCGUACUCGCGUAGCAAAGACUUCUCGUCUACAUAAAUGUACAAAAUAUGUCAAACGUCGUUUACCAUCAUCGAUUGCUUGGCUCAUUCUAAUUGUUCUUUCUGCACUUUACUUUGUGUUCAUUUGUCCUUAUAUCACACAACAUUUAUCACUUGCCAUACCCAUUGUACAAUCCAUUUUACUACUUUUUGUUAUUAUAAACUUUUUACUUGCCACAUUUAUGGAUCCUGGCAGAUAUGAAAGAGCAACACAAGACGAAAAUGAUCAAGACGAAGGAAUAUAUUAUAAAACAGUUGAGAUUCAUGGCACAAAUAGUCGAAUGAAAUGGUGUCAAACUUGUCAGUUCUAUCGACCACCAAGAUGUUCACAUUGUUCUGUGUGUGAUUAUUGCAUUGAUCAAUUUGAUCAUCAUUGCCCAUGGUUAAAUAAUUGUGUUGGUCGUCGUAAUUAUCGUUAUUUUUUUCAAUUUUUAUGUUAUUGUAUGUUGCACAUGUUUACCGUGUUUAGCUUUACAAUUUAUUUCUUUAUUGUUUACGGUCGAUUCCAUUUCACAUCGUUAUCGACUAUCGUUUCACUCGUUCUUUUCACAUUCAUAAUCUUACUCACCGUACCUAUAUGUGGUCUUACCGGUUUUCAUAUUGUUCUCAUAUGUCGUGGAAGAACAACAAAUGAACAAGUGACAGGAAAAUUUAAAAAUCAUUUGAAUCCAUUUGAUGAUGAUUGUUGUACAAAUUGGUUAAAAACAUUUAUUAGUUCAAAUAUACCCGAAUUGAGGUAUAUUGUUAAAACAAAACCUCGAUCUUCCGUGGUAACUCAACAAACAAAAAAAUCUCGUUCAGCUGCCUAUGAUUCACGUUCAGAUCAUAAUAAAAAAGUUCAACCACAAAAAUUAUAUGUACCGCCAACAUCGAACAAUAAUGGAAAUGUUGUUACUAAAAAUAAAUCAAUCACAACAUUUCAUCAUCCUCAUUCACUUGGUUUGAGUAAUGGUCACUGUCAUAAUCAUCAUCAUCCACAACGUCAAUCUACUUCCACUAAUCGUCGUUCUUCCACUCAUCAUCACCAUAAUCGUACUCGCAAACCUCAACGUCACAAUUAUUAUUCAACACGUCUAUUGGAUAGUAGUCCGGUAAUGAGUGGUCUAUCUACGACUGGUAAUUUUAAAACGAUGCAGAUACCAUCAAGUGCUAUCGAUAUUCCAACAGUUAUGUAUUAUCCACUACCGUUGAUGAAACUUCUGCAAAAUGAAGAACAAGUAGCACAACCCCAUAGUAAAGAACAGAUACUUUCACCCACCAAUUAUUAUUCGACAAAAAAUGGUCAACAUCGUAUUGAUUCAAGUAGAAUGAUGAGUGGAGGUGAACAUACAAAAACGGAAUUGAAAUUUAAAGUGUAA